This is a messenger RNA of Trichoderma breve, 1134 nucleotides long. RefSeq names its product DRG family regulatory protein. The transcript is spliced from 2 exons. Gene Ontology annotation, biological process: cytoplasmic translation. The record is from RefSeq and is a predicted model, not a curated record. Gene Ontology annotation, cellular component: cytosol. The coding region runs from base 1 to 1134 and encodes 377 amino acids. Lineage: Eukaryota; Fungi; Ascomycota; Sordariomycetes; Hypocreales; Hypocreaceae. Gene Ontology annotation, molecular function: mRNA binding; metal ion binding.
AUGCCGCCGAAGAAGGAGAAGCCAGCCGGUGGCAAGAAGCCAUCUGCCGCCAAGUUGGUGGAGGAUAGAACGUUUGGAAUGAAGAACAAGAAGGGAGCGCAGGCCCAGAGACAAAUCCAGCAGAUGACAGCCAACCUGAAGGGCAGUGGUAGUGCCGAAGAGAGGAAGAAGGCCGCCGAAAAGGCCCAGCGUGAGAAGGAGAAGAAGGCGGCAGAAGACGCCGCGCGAGAGACGGCGGCUCUUCUAAACAAGCCAGCCCAGAUUCAAAAGGUGCCAUUCGGCGUGGAUCCCAAAACAGUCGUCUGCAUCUUCUACAAAAAGGGCGACUGCGAAAAAGGAAAGAAGUGCAAGUUUGCUCACGACCUGAGCAUCGAACGAAAGACGGAAAAGAAGAACCUAUACACAGAUGUUAGACAAGAGGAGGAAGAGAAGAAGAAGGAGGAGACUUCUGCAGACUGGACUGAAGAGCAGUUGAUGAAAGUUGUCCUGUCGAAGAAGGGCAACCAAAAGACCACAACGGAUAAAGUGUGCAAAUUCUUCAUCCAGGCCAUCGAGGAUGGCAAGUACGGUUGGUUUUGGAUAUGUCCAAACGGUGGUGACAAGUGCAUGUAUAAGCACGCUCUCCCACCUGGAUUUGUUCUCAAGACAAAAGAGCAGAGAGCAGCGGAGAAGGCAUUGCUCGACAAAUCACCGCUCAAGACUUUGACUCUUGAAGAUUUCCUGGAAUCGGAGCGCCACAAGCUUACUGGAACCCUGACACCAGUCACCCCGGAGACUUUUGCCAAAUGGAAGAAGGAACGUUUGGACAAGAAGGCAGCCGAAGAACAGGCUCGCAAGGCCAAGGACAACACUGGUCGUGCUCUCUUUGAGAGUGGCAAGUGGAGGGAUGACGAUUCCGAAGCGGAAAGCGACGAUGAAGACGACGAUACUUGGAAUCUUGAGAAGCUGCGUCGCGAGACCGAAGCUCUUCGCCAGAAGAAAGAAGAGGAUCGACUACUUGCUAUGCAUGGUGGGGUACUCCCGGUGGCCGUACCGGAAGAAGAGGAAGCUGUUGGAAAUGGUGAGAGCAGUGGCAACGUUACCGGAGAUGCGGAGGAACCCACACAGGCUGGUCAAGAAGUACCGGCGUCUUGA